Tachysurus fulvidraco (yellow catfish) is the source of this 2504-nucleotide messenger RNA. RefSeq lists its product as uncharacterized. Lineage: Eukaryota; Metazoa; Chordata; Actinopteri; Siluriformes; Bagridae. The coding region runs from base 1756 to 2364 and encodes 202 amino acids. The record is from RefSeq and is a predicted model, not a curated record. The transcript is spliced from 3 exons.
GGUUGGCACUCCGUCCAGGGUGUAUCCUGCCUCGAUGCCCGAUGACGCCUGGGUUAGGCACAGGCUCGCCAUGACCCGAGAAGUUCGGAUAAGCGGUAGAAAAAGAGUGAGUGAGUGAGUGAGCUCUGAGAUUAGAACAGGAUGCUUAAAGAAAAGUAACUGCUAAAAGACUAAAUGUAAAAAAAUUGCUUUAUUAUUUAAGUAACAUUAUUAUACUCAAUACAAUAAAAGCAACUUUUUAGCACGUUUUACUGGAUUUCAGCUGGGUGAGUUGAUUAGGAUGUUUGAGCCCUAGCGAGGCAGAUAGAUUUACAAUAAACGCGGUUUUAUGGAGGAAGGAAUUACAAAUUUCAAUUUUAUUUGUCACAUACACAAUCAUAAACAGAACAACAUAAAGUAAAAUCAACCUUCAUCAACCUUCAAGACCUUCACGAACACCUUCAUCAGUAUUCUUCAUACCUCAUCUUCAGACAGCAAAUUUAAUUCAAAGCCUGCAACCACUUAACCACAAAAGAACAUCAUAUCACACACGGCUGAAACAGACCCAGACAGGUAGCCAGGCGUUAUGUACAGUAAAUGUAAUGUUUUGAGUGUAGUGACAAUGAGGAUUUUUGGGAGGACAGUAAAAUAUAUUGCUUGCCAUUUGUGUUGUCCGGAUAUUUGAAGAAAAGUACAGCUACAUUGCCUCUAAACUGACAGAGCUGACCAGUGAUAUUAUCCUACUACAUUGCGGUUUUCCUGCCACCAUCGGUGUCGUCUUAAUACUUCUACAUACAACAAGAGGUUGUUUUUUAAUAUACACAACUUGUUUUUAUUACUGAUAAUUAAAUAUUGAUAGAAGAUCUGUGAAACCUACCAUGGAUUAAAUUAUUUUAUCAUUACAAAGUAAGGGUGUACAAACUUUUGCAGUCAGUAAUAUGUAUUCCUUGAUUUCAGUAAGAUAAACUAUUUUACCUGCUCAACUAAAAUGCAAUGAAAUUUGAGAACCUUUUACAAUUUAACCAGAGCAUGUCACACACAUGGUUUAUAGGACAGGAAAACAUUGAGUAAAUUUUGCAUGCCUUCGGUGUUUCCUAACCAAGAUAUUUCAGUGCUAUAUGUUUAUUUUUACUCAAAUAAAUCAAGCCUCAGGUCAUGAAUAUGCCCCAAAAGAGAAAGUGAUUGAGGUGGUUUUAAACUUUCAUCUGCUGACAUUGCCAGCUAUAUAAUAUAUAUUUAAUUGACAAAAGUGGAGUGGCAAUGGAGGAGAGUGGCAAAUCUGCUCCACGCAGACUUUUCACUGGUGUCCCACAGGGCUCAGUACUUGGUCCUCUCCUUUUCUCUCUGUAUACUCACUCUCUUAGUAAUGUUAUUUUCUCACAUGGGUUCAACUGGUAUGCUGAUGACACUCAGCUCUUAUUUUAUCUUAUCUUAUCCUGCCCACAGCUUCUGUUCAGAUCCCAGCAUGUCUGGUAGACAUAACAUCGUGGAUGACAGCUCAUUAGUUGAAACUCAAUCCCAGCAAAACUUAACUGUUGGUCGUCCCAGGUGAUUCAUCCCUAGGUCAGGAUCUUGCCAUAUCCCUGCACAACAAUCUGAUUUCCCCUUCGGUCAAAGCUCACAACCUUGGGGCUGCUGAGGUACUUGUUCAGGCUCUUCUCAUCUCAAGACUAGACUACUGUAACUAUCUGCUGGAGGUCCACCACCCCGCUACACACAUCAUACACUGAUGCUUGUCUACAAAGCCAAAAAUGGACCCGCUACCUCUUACCUCAAAUGCUCUUAUCACCCCUCGCACUGCACCUCGCACCCUCAGAUUUACCAGCACUGCUCGACUGGUCCCAACAUCUCUCAAGUCCGUCGCUAACAGCGAGACCCAUCUUCUUACUCGCCAUGUGUGUGAUUAUUUACUUGGCCAUUGUUCAUCCAGUGACCUACAUGGCUACCAAAACUUGGUUCCACUGGGAGUGGCUGGUCAUCACGUUCGUCUGGAUCUACACAUUGGCUGUAAAUUUAGCCAUUGUCUUUAACAUGUAUAGCUCUACUCAUCCCGUCUUCAUGGCUAUGCUCCUCAUGAGCCUUCCGAUAACUUUGUUCUUCAACAUCACCACGAUGAGAGCACUGACUUCCAGCGGACCUGGAAAAGACGGUCAACCGCUCAACCCGGCCAAGAAGAAAGCUUUCCGGAUAAUUCUGAGCAUCCAGGUGGUCUUGCUAAUGUUUUAUGUGCCCCGAACCUACGUGUACAUCUAUCUCAAUAUAGCACCAAUGGACUACAAUAGGUUUAUUUGUUCUGAGGGCCAGGGGAUACUGAUGGUAGCUAAACUUUCUGAGUUUGCAAUGCCUGUGAUAUUCCUUUACAGUGUACGUAAAUUAGGGGUCUAAUCACACCUGUAACCAAAACCCAAAUUUUUGCAUUUUUAAUAAAUGUAUUUGUUAAAAAAAAAAAGCUUUUAAAAUAAAUAAUAUACUAUUUGCUUCUCGAAUAAUCUGUACCUACACUGCAACAAUGCAUUUGACUGAAC